AUGGCAGAACCUUCACGUCCAAAGAUUAUCAUUAUGAAAGGCGCGACCGAUAACUUGUCUGCCGCUACCUACCAAAUCUACGGCGAAUCCCAUACCAUUGGCAACUCAUUGCGAUGGAUGCUCAUGAAAAACCCAAAGGUGGAGUUCUGUGGAUAUAGCGUUCCUCAUCCGUCGGAACCCACCAUACAGAUUCGUAUCCAGAUGUACGAUGAUCUUUCUUCCCUUGAAGCACUCAUCAAAGCUCUGAGUGACUUGGACGACCUCUGUGUUUCCAUCGAAAACAAAUACGAAACGACCCUACAGCACGAUGAUUAUUACAGAUUUGAGGAGAAAUCUUAG
Marasmius oreades (fairy-ring Marasmius) is the source of this 339-nucleotide messenger RNA. RefSeq lists its product as uncharacterized. Bases 1 to 339 code for a protein of 112 amino acids. The transcript has 5 exons. The record is from RefSeq and is a predicted model, not a curated record. Gene Ontology annotation, biological process: DNA-templated transcription. Gene Ontology annotation, cellular component: RNA polymerase III complex; RNA polymerase I complex. NCBI's taxonomy places the organism in Eukaryota, Fungi, Basidiomycota, Agaricomycetes, Agaricales, Marasmiaceae. Gene Ontology annotation, molecular function: DNA binding; DNA-directed RNA polymerase activity; protein dimerization activity.